This is a messenger RNA of Emiliania huxleyi CCMP1516, 723 nucleotides long. RefSeq lists its product as hypothetical. The transcript is spliced from 2 exons. Gene Ontology annotation, molecular function: protein binding. Lineage: Eukaryota; Haptophyta; Isochrysidales; Noelaerhabdaceae. The record is from RefSeq and is a predicted model, not a curated record. Bases 1 to 723 code for a protein of 240 amino acids.
AUGGCGGCGGUGGGUGCAGUGCAGCGGGCGCCAACAAAGUACGAAACAAACAGGGAAAGCUCCCAAAAGAGAAAAACGGACCAUGGCGCUGUCGCGCUGUCGCCCGCAUCCACUCACCGCAAAAUGCGAGUGCCCUUCGACAAGGUCAAGUCGCUGCGCGACCGCACGGGCCAGCCGCUCCAGCGCUGCAAGGAGGCACUCGCAUCGACCGGGUGCGACUUGGACGCUGCCGAGCGAUGGCUGCAAGGAGGUGAGGCGAUACCAGCACCGGCCGCGAGACCAACGCCAGCCGCGUUGCCAACACCGGCGUUGCAACCGGAGCCGGUGGAGUCCGCCCGUCCAAAUGGCUUCACGCCGCCAAGCUCUGAGCGCAACAGCGUCGACGAUGGCGUGCUCGACGGCUUCAUGAGCUUUGCGACACCGCCAAGCGGCUUCGGCGCCGGCGGCAGCAGCCCCUUUGCUGGAAUGCUCGCGGCACCGGCGCCGGCGCCGGCCUCCGACGGCAUGGGGGGCCACAGGGAGGCCCCAGCCGGCCCGUAUUACACGGUCACGUUCCGAAGCGGGGGAGUUCGCGACGUCGACGAGCUCGAGGAGCCGACGCCGGAGGCCAUGGCGCGGGCGAUGGAGCAGAUGCGGCGCGAGCUCGAGAGCAUGCAGGCGAGGUCACCCGAGGCCACUCACGAGAUCGCCGUCCGCCACGAGAUCGCCCCGAGGUCGCCCUGA